Molecule: messenger RNA, 12306 nt
Organism: Dermacentor silvarum
Lineage: Eukaryota; Metazoa; Arthropoda; Arachnida; Ixodida; Ixodidae
Gene: Nipped-A
Product: transformation/transcription domain-associated protein-like
Biological process (GO): regulation of DNA-templated transcription; DNA repair
Cellular component (GO): SAGA complex; NuA4 histone acetyltransferase complex; nucleus
Molecular function (GO): transcription coregulator activity; protein binding
Source: RefSeq, a predicted model, not a curated record
ACAUUAAGUGAAUCCAUGGCGGCGUUUCUGUGGUUUGUUUGUUAGUGCAUGUAUGGGGUGUUAGGCCCGUUUUGUACCAAUGUUCUCUCUUUACUACUUCGUUUAAUUUUAUUAUAAACUACUCCGAACGCGACGGUUUCCUAGAAGGAAGCUGCCGAUACCGCCGUAGCGUGCUUUGUCAUGUGAAAGUCUCCCGAGGGUAGCACGCUUCCCAUCAUCAACAAGAUCCGAGCCCGAGGUGCUGUGAACACAGUGAGGAAUGUCCGAAUUGCGCUUUCAGAGUAAUUGAAGUCAGUGGCACAGAGCUUUCAAAGGAGGGAAAAAUGAAUGAGGGCCCUCCCUCGUCGGGCAAGAUGGCUCUGACGCUAGACCCGCUGACGCAGAUCAAUACAUACCGGUCCUUUGUUUCUAUGCUCGAGGACCCGGCUGCGAAGGAUGAGAGCAAGCUCAAGGCAGUUCAAGAGCUGAGUGAAGAGUUGGAGACCAUCGUAACAUCGGUGCACUACCCGACGUUCCUGGACCAUGCCAUGCGCGUGUUUCUGCGCAUUCUUCAGGAGGGCAAGCCGCAGUUCAUUGCUGAGCACAACAUGCAGCAACUGCGCAAGUUAAUCCUGGAGAUAAUCCACCGCAUUCCAACCAACGACCAUUUGCGGCCCUAUGUCAAGCAGAUCCUCAACCUCAUGUUCGAGCUGCUGAAGGUGGAGAAUGAAGAGAAUGUCUUGGUGUGCCUGCGAAUCAUCAUCGAGCUGCACAAGCAGUUUCGGCCGCAAUUCAACCCAGAGAUCCAGCAGUUCCUGGAGUUUGUGAAGACCAUCUACCGGGAGCUGCCGAACCACCUGAACGCCAUCUUCGAGCCCCGGCCGCCACUGAAGUUCAAGGACCUGAGCGAGCUGAACCUGGACGCUGUGCUGCAGGAGACCUUCACCCUCACCAAUGUGCAGCUGGAGAAGAAGGGGCCCGACGGAAGCUGUGCCUCGUACAACGUGAUCCCGCGGGCGGUGCUGUCCCUCAAGGUGUUGGCGGAGCUGCCCAUCAUCGUGGUGCUCAUGUACCAGCUCUACAAGCAGAGCGUGCACGACGACGUGGCCGAGUUUAUCCCGCUCAUCCUCAACACCAUCACCCUGCAGCCCCUGCCCCAGCACAGGAUGAAUCCAGCCUUCAACCGCGAGGUGUUUGUGGACUUCAUGGCUGCCCAAAUCAAGACGCUCUCAUUCCUGGCGUACAUUGUAAAGAUCUACCAGGAGACGGUGGGUGUGCACUGCAGCCAGUUGGCGCAGGGCAUGCUGGGACUGCUGAUGCUGUGCCCCCAGGAGGUGGCACACCUGCGCAAGGAACUGCUCAUCGCUGCCCGCCACAUCCUGGCCACUGACCUGCGCAACAAGUUUGUUGGCUGUAUGGAGCAGCUUUUCGAUGAGAACAUCCUCAUUGGGUCAGGCUGGACAGCGUACGAGUCACUGCGGCCCCUGGCGUACAGCACCCUGGCUGACCUGGUGCACCACGUCAGGCAGCACCUGCCACUGAACAACCUGUCGUCAGCGGUGGCUGUGUUCUCGCGAAACGUCCAUGACGAGUCUCUGCCGGCCUCCAUCCAGACCAUGUCUUGCAAGCUCCUUCUGAACCUGGUCGAGUGCAUCCGCACCCGGUCUGAUCAAGAGAAUGGAAACGGGCGUGAGCUGCUGAUUCGCAUGCUGGAGGUGUUUGUGCUCAAGUUCAAGACAAUAGCCAAGUGCCAGCUACCUGUGCUCAUGCAGAAAAGCCGGCAGCAGGGCCCGCCGUCGGAGGCGAACAGGGAGGACAGUGCCCGUGCGAGUCUCCAGUUUUCUGCCUCCCUGGCGGACCUGAAGGAGGAGAAGAGCAACAGCUACACGGUGGCCGACUGUCGGAGCCUGGUGAAGACGUUGGUGUGCGGCGUCAAGACCAUCACCUGGGGAAUUGGCACGUGUAAGAUGCCCGGUGGGCCGCUGGAGGAGAAGCAGUUCCAGCCCAAGGAGACGCUGGUGUUCAUCCGGCUGGUGAAGUACGCCCUGCAGGCGCUGGACGUGUACACGCUGCCUCCUGGGACAGGUGUCGUUGGGGGCGGAGCAGCAGGCGGCGCGGCAGGGGCGGGGGCUGCCUCUUCGGCACACGCCCGCACGGCCGCCCUGCAGUCGGCCGUGCGCUCCAAGGAAGAAAAGGAGGUCCUCGACCAUUUUGGGGGUGUGUUCACCAUGAUGAGCCCUUCCACGUUCAGGGAGGUCUUUUCCACCACUAUUGAGUACGUUGUCGAGCGACUGAACAAGAACUCAGCCCUCCAGAUUGUGGCCAACUUUUUCCUGGCGAAUCGUGCCACGUCUCCCAUCUUUGCAACCAUCCUGGUGGAGUACCUGUUGGAGCGCAUGGAGGAGAUGGGAGCCAACCCAGAUAAGUCCAACCUGUACCUGAAGCUGUUCAAGCUGGUCUUUGGCUCGGUAUCCCUCUUUGCUGCAGAGAAUGAGCUUAUGCUCAAGCCGCACCUGCACCGCAUCGUGAACCGGUCUAUGGAGCUGGCGCUAAGUGCACGGGAGCCGUACAACUACUUCCUCCUGCUGCGGGCUCUCUUCCGUUCCAUUGGUGGUGGCAGUCACGACCUCCUCUACCAGGAAUUCCUUCCCCUGCUGCCCUCGCUGCUGCAAGGUCUCAACGGCCUGCAGAGUGGCCUGCAUAAGCAGCACAUGAAGGACCUGUUUGUGGAGCUGUGCCUGACGGUGCCCGUGCGGCUGAGCUCUCUGCUGCCCUACCUGCCCAUGCUGAUGGACCCACUGGUGUCCGCACUCAACGGCUCCCAAACGCUCAUCAGUCAGGGCCUGCGCACGCUGGAGCUCUGUGUGGACAACCUGCAGCCGGACUUUCUGUAUGACCACAUCCAGCCUGUGCGGGCCGAGUUGAUGCAGGCUCUGUGGCGCACGCUGCGCAACCCGACCGACAGCAUCGCCCAGGUGGCCUUCCGCGUGCUGGGCAAGUUCGGGGGCGGCAACCGCAAGAUGCUCAUGGAGCCCCAGCGCCUCGACUACUUGGACCGUGACACACCGGGGCCCUGCAUCACGGUCCACUUCCAGGACCACAAGACACCGAUCGUACUGCCUGUCGACAAGUUGAUUGAAACGGCCUUCAAUGCCCUGAAGCAAAGUGGCACAGACUCAUUUUACCGGCGCCAGUGCUGGGAGAUCAUUCGUGGCUUCCUGGUGGCCAACAUACAGCUGGAUGAUGAUCGGCAUUCCAUGCUUCAACUGUUCUCGCAUCCAAGCUUUGGCACAGGCGAGAUUUCACCAACCCAGAGCGUCCCGUACAAGUGCCAAGACGCGGAGACGCGCAAGGUCCACCAGAUGGCUCUGACGGGCAUGUUUGCGGCAGCGGCUAUCAAGGAGCUUCACAGCCAAGUGCUGCCAUUCCUGGUGUCCCUGGUGCACCACUACACCCUGGUGGCGGUGGCGCAGCAGGCGGGGCCACUCCGCCAGACUCGGCCGCCCACACAGGGCAUGGACCCGUCCGUGCUCGUCGACGCCCUGGCAGCCAUCAUGGCCCACGAGGAGAAAGAACUCUGCAAGGUGGGUCAACUGGCCAUGCUGCUCAUCACGGAGAACUCUGCGACGGUGCUGACGUCACGGGAGCGGGCCUGCCAGUUGCCACACGUGGAAUACUUGGCGGAGCGGCUGUGUGCCCUGUGCUAUGACCGGGCUUGGUAUGCCAAAUCGGGUGGCUGCUUUGCCAUCAAGUGCCUGGUGGAGCGGCUGCCCCUGCGCUGGGUGUUGGGUCACCAGUACCUCUUCCUCAAGGCCUUGUUCUUCAUCAUGAUGGACCUGACGGGGGAGGUCUCCAACGGGGCCGUCGACAUGGCCAAAUCCAACCUGGAGAAGAUGCUGACGGUGUGUGCUGCACCGCUGCCUGCCGACGCUCCGGACGACCUGCGCGAGGUGCAGCGCAAGUCGCUGAACGACGUGACGCUCGAGCUCGUCCGGCAGGUGACCUCGCCCAACGCCUGCGUGCGCCAGCAGGCCAUCCACUCCCUGGAGGUGCUGGCCCAGGUGAUGAACUGCUCAGUGGGUGCCCUGAUGGAGCCGCACCGCGAGGUGCUCGCGGACAUGGUGCCCCCCAAGAAGCAUCUGCUCCGACACCAACCCUUGAACGCACAGAUUGGCCUGAUGGAAGGCAACACCUACUGCACCAGCCUACAGCCACGGUUGUUUACCCUUGAUGUAAGCGUCACCGAGCACAAGACCUUCUUUUCCGAGUUGGUGAGCUUGUGCGAGGCUGACGAUGAGACGCUACGCAAGCUGCCCUGCUACAAGGGAUGCGGCCCUGCGGCGCUGGUGUCGUUGCGGCGAGCGGCACUGCGGGCACUUGCCACGUGCCACUACCUGCCGUGCCGCGAGCGAGUCUUCCACGUCCUCUACCGGGCACUCAACGCUCGGGAUCCUGAACUUCAGGAGGCGGCCUUUCAGUGCAUGUCUGACUUCGUGGCUGCCUGCAACAUUGACAUGGAAAUGGUGCACAAGGCGAUCCGGUCACUGUUGAUGUUGCUGGGGGACUUCAGGCAGCUGUCGCUGAGCGUGAUCCAGCGCCUGAGCUACCUCACCCAGCUGUUUCCGCACACGUUCAACGAGAAGCUCUGCGACCAGCUACUGCAGCACCUGGGCUGCUGGCUCGAGGUGGCCGUGCGCACCCCGCAUCGUGGACCCAACGCCACCGAGGUGCGCCAGUGUGCUGCCAUCAUUGCCAUCUUCCACCAGAUUCCAGCGGCGGGUCCGGCGUUUGUCAAGCCGCUUGUCACCCUUGUCCUGCGUCAUGAGCAGCAGCUCAUGGUAGAGGCUAGCAGCCCCUUCCAGGCACCCUUGCGGAAAUUCCUGGAGAGGCACCCAGCCACUGCCCUGGAGCUUUUGCUUGCUGAGCCGCAAGUGCAAGAUGAGCAGCUGAACCGCUUCCUCGAACAUCUGCUGCGUGAUGGUGCUACGUUCCGGGCGGCACUUCAGCGGAACACUGGCUGCAUUGAUCGGCUUGCGCAGCUGCUCGACGAGGGCGGUCCCGAGCUGCAGCGGCUUGCCGUGCGCCUUGUGGCCGCUGUGGCGCGUCGUGAACCUCAGUUUCUGGCCGAGCGGCCUGCACUGGUGGCACGGCUGCGAGCUGUCUGGGUUUCAGACAGCUUCCAGACUGCUGGCUCAGCUGGCCUGGCCCAGUGGCGUGAGCCCAAGCUCCUCUGCCGCUGCCUGCUGGGCGUGGUGCAGCAGCGGCCGCACGAGAUCGAGCUCCUCUUUCAGCUGUUGCGUGCCUUCACGGGGCGCUUCCUGCCGGACUUUGGCUUCCUGCGUGACUUCUUGGACACGUGGGCGGCCAAGGGCCAAACGGUGGAGUGGAAGCGGGCGGCCUUCUUCCGCUUUGUCGAGGCCUUCGGGGACCCGGCCUUUCCGCAGCCGCUGCUGGCCAAGGUGCUGCAGCAGCUGCUCAUCCCAGCCUUUGCGGCCUCCUUUGAGCGCGGCGAAGGGGAGGCCCUCAUUGGUGGGCCCCCACAGCCAGAGCGUGACUCACCGGACAAUGUCAUCUCAGUCUUCAUCAACCGAGUCAUCGACCCCGAGAACCCGUUUGGCACCUCUGAUGCUGUGCGCAUCCUGCUGCUCCAGUUCUCCUGCCUCCUGGUGGAGCAGGCCUCUCCGCACAUUCACGAUGCGGCCAACAAACGGCAGGGCAUCAAGCUGCGACGGCUGAUGACCUUUGCCUGGCCCUGUUUGCUGGGCAAGAACUGCGUUGAUCCAGCCACCAAGUACCAUGGCCACCUACUGCUAGCCCACAUCAUUGCCAAGUUUGCCAUCCACAAGCGUAUUGUGCUACAGGUGUUCCACAGCCUGCUGAAGGCGCACGCCGUGGAGGCCCGUUCAGUGGUGCGGCAGGCCCUGGAGAUCCUGACGCCGGCCAUGCCCGCCCGCAUGGAGGACGGCAACACAAUGCUCACCCACUGGACCAAGAAGAUCAUCGUCGAGGAGGGCCACACGCUGGCCCAGCUGGUGCACAUGCUGCAGCUGCUGUACCGCCACUACCGUGUCUACUACCCUGUCCGACACCACCUGGUGCAGCACAUGGUGAGCUCGGUGCAGCGCCUGGGCUUCACGCCCAACGCCAACAUUGAGCAUAAGAAGCUGGCCGUCGAUCUGGCCGAGGUGGUCAUCCGCUGGGAGAUGCAGCGCCACCGUGAGGAACAACAGCAGCAACCGCUGCAGACGCCGCCACCUCAGUCGACCUCCGAGGAGAGUCGGCGCCUGCUGGACCAAAGUGGCCGAGCACGGCAGACGGCGCCACGGCCAGACCGUCCUAUUGAGAAGCACCACGCCGACGCCCUGGUCAACUUUCUCCUGCGCAUGGCGUGCCAGGUGAACGAGUCAUCGACAAACAUUGGGUCGCAAGGGGAGGUGCUGUCUCGGCGAUGCGUGGCGCUUCUCAAGACGGCCCUCAAGCCAGACGUGUGGCCCAACUCGGAGCUCAAGCUAGCCUGGUUUGACAAGCUCCUCAUGACUGUGGAGAGUGCUCAGCCCAACUAUGGCAACAUCUGCACGGCACUGGAGCUGUUGGCCUUCCUGCUGAGCAUCCUGCGGCCCGAAGCCAUCCUGGCCAGCCUCAAGCCUCUGCAACGUGGCAUCGCUGCCUGCAUGACGUGCCCCAAUUCCAAGGUCAUCCGAGCUGUGCACGCCCUCCUGUCACGGCUCAUGGGCCUGUUCCCCUCGGAGCCAACUACAUCCAGCAUGGCCUCACGGCACGAGGAGCUGGAGUCCCUCUACACAUCCAUCAGCAAGGUUGUUUACGAGGGCCUGACAACGUACGAGAAGUCACCGGCGGCGCCACCAUCUACUCUGUUUGGCUGCCUCAUGAUCCUGAAGGCAGCUUGCGUCAACCACCCGUGCUACAUCGACCGGCUCAUCACACCCUUCAUGCACGUGCUGCAGAAGAUGGCACGAGAGCACCUGUCGCCAGGCGGCAUUGGGGGUGGCGCGGGGGGCCAGGAGUCCAGCUCCAUGGGCACGGAGCUGCUCAUCCUGAGCCUGGACCUCGUCAAAAACCGCGUCGGCGUCAUGGGCCAGGAGAUGCGCAAGGCCUUCAUUGGGGCCAUCCUGGUUGGCCUCAUCGAGAAGUCGCCCGAUGUCAAGGUUCUCCGUGCCAUCACCAAAAUGGUGGAGGACUGGGUGAAGAGCAAAUCACCAUUCGCAGUGAACCAGUCACCCACACUGCGCGAGAAGUCGAUCCUGCUCGUGAAGAUGAUGCAGUUCAUGGAGAAGCGCUUCCCCGACGAGCUCGAGCUGAAUGGCCAGUUUCUGGAGCUCGUCAACCAUGUGUACCGAGACGAGACCCUCAAGGGCACUGAGCUUACUGCCAAGCUAGAGCCGGCUUUCAUGGCUGGCCUACGCUGUGUCCAGCCGGCAAUCCGAGCAAAGUUCUUUGAGGUGUUUGACAGCAGCCUGCGUCGGCGCCUGCACGAGCGGCUACUGUUCAUCGUGUGCUCUCAGAACUGGGAGACGAUUGGCCCCCACUUCUGGAUCAAGCAGUGCAUAGAGCUGGUGCUGGGCACGGCUGUCAUCAAUGCCCCCCUGCGCAGUGCUCAACCAGCCACUCUGCUGCCUGCAGCCACAACUGGGCUGCAGUCACUGGAAGACAUUGCCACCACCUGCCCGGCCACUGCACUCAAGGAAGAGCCCACCGACACUGAGGAGGAGAUUGACAUUGAGCUUCCAUCGACGGCCGAGGACCGAUCCCUGCUGGACGGGAGCGUUGCCGGCCGUGCGCGCCAGAACCUGCAGCAGCUGGUGCAGCGACAGGGCCGCUUCCUGGAAGGCCUGCGGGAGCUGCGUCUGGGGGCCUUCUUGAGCGCCACUGUGCAGCUGUGCCACCUGGACACGCCGCUCGCCCAGCACAUGUGGCUGCAGCUGAUGCCCCGCCUCUGGAAGGUGCUCAGCGACCGGCAGCAGAGCGUGCUGGCCGGAGAGCUGGUGCCAUUCCUGUGCAGCGGAAGCCACGUGGUGCAGAAGGACUGCCACCCAAAUGCUAUUGGCGUCUUCGUCGAGGCCCUGGCUCAGUGCAGCCCGCCAGUGGCCAUCAAACCAGCGCUCAUCAAGUACCUGGGCCGCUCGCACAACCUGUGGCAUCGUGCUUGCCUGCUGCUGGAACAGGCAGCCCUGGCGGGACGCGGUGGUAGCGGUGCUUCGUGCAGCAGCGGGGUGCGAGGCGCCGCCGAAGAGGCCGGGUCUGCCGCGGAGGACGCUCUGGCCGAGCUGUACUCCUUGUUGCGCGAGGAGGACCUCCUGGGAGGCCUCUGGCAGCGCCGGGCGCGCCACCCCGAGACUGCCUUGGCCCUGGCGCUGGAGCAGCAGGGCUGCUUCGAGCAGGCGCAGGCAGCCCUGGAGGCUGCCAUGGCACGUGCACCCCGGCACGAAGCAGCGGGCAUGCUCCAGAGCGAGUGCCGCCUCUGGGAGGAGCACUGGCUGAGGUGCUGCAAGGAGCUGAACCAGUGGGAACUGUUGCUCGAGUAUGGCAGCUCCAAGAGUUGCGCCAACCCACACCUGGUGCUGGAGAGUGCCUGGCGCGUUCCCAACUGGCCCCUCAUGAAGGAGGCUCUCUCCCAGGUGGAGCUCAGCUGCCCAAAGGAGCAGGCGUGGCGGGUGAACCUCUACCGUGGCUACAUCGCCAUCUGUCACCCCGAGGAGCAGCACCUAUCACUCGUAGAGCGUGUUGUCGAGGUCAUCACGGGACAGUGCAUCCGCGAGUGGCGCCGCCUGCCCCACAUCGUGUCCCACGUGCACAUUCCUUUGCUGCAAGCUGCCCAGCAGAUCAUGGAGCUGCAGGAGGCUGCACAGAUCCAUCAGACUUUGCUGCCUGCUGGCUCGGCCGCCGGCCGCCCUGCCCCGACCAGCGUGUACGACAUGCGGGCCAUUGUCAAGACGUGGCGCAACCGCUUGGCCGUGCUGGCCGACGACCUCUCCCACUGGAGUGAUAUAUUCACCUGGCGCCAGCAUCACUACCAGGCUAUUGUGACCCACUUUGACAAUGCUCCUCCGCCAUUGGUGCCCGAGGUGCAUGGCAACCAGCACCAAUCCAUGCUGGGAGUGCACGCAUCGGCGCAAUCCAUCAUCCACUACGGCAAGAUUGCACGCAAGCAUGGCCUCAUCAACGUCUGCCUGGACUCGCUCAGCCGGAUCCACACGAUUCCGAGUGUGCCCAUCGUGGACUGCUUCCAGAAGAUCCGACAGCAGGUCAAAUGCUACCUGCAGCUGUCGCACAUCACGGGCAAGAAUGAACUGCAAGAGGGUCUGGACGUGAUUGAGUCAACCAACCUGAAGUACUUUGCGAGGGACAUGACGGCCGAGUUCUACGCGCUCAAGGGCCUGUUCUUGACACAGAUGGGCCGCUCAGAGGAGGCCAACAAGGCGCUGAGUGCAUCCGUCCAGUUGCACGACACCUUAGUCAAUGGGUGGGCCAUGUGGGGCGACUACUUCGAGGGCCUCUUCAGCCGCGACCGCUGGGAUGCACGGCAGCUGCCCCUGGCCGUGUCGGCGCUGACCUGCUACUUGCAUGCCUGCCGCCACCAGUCUGAACCCAAGGGUCGCAAGUACAUGGCGAAGGUGCUGUGGCUGCUGACGUACGACAACGAGCAGGCCGUCCUGGCGGAGGCUGUGGACAAGUACAACUCGGGCGUGCCCCCACUGCAGUGGCUGCCCUGGGUGCCGCAACUGCUGACGUGCCUGGUGCGCCCCGAGGGACGGCAGCUGCUGAACCUGCUCGUCCAGGUCGGCCGGGUCUACCCGCAGGCCGUCUACUUCCCCAUCCGCACGCUCUACCUCACCCUCAAGAUUGAGCAGCGCGAGAGGUAUAAGAGCAGCGAAGAAGCACGAGCCGCACCAUCUGCUCCAGUCAGCACCACCUUAUCUCAACAGCCCGUCGAAGCUGCCUCUCCGCAAGCCGGUGACAGUGCUCAGGCCGACACCAGCGGCCCGAUUCGUGCAACGCCCUCCAUGUGGCGCUGCUCCAAGAUCAUGCACCUUCAGCGGGACCUGCACCCCACCGUGCUUUCCUCCCUCGAGGGAAUUGUGGACCAGAUGGUGUGGUUCCGGGAGAACUGGUAUGAGGAGGUCCUCCGGCAGCUGCGCCAGGGGCUGGCCAAGUGCUACGCCGUGGCCUUUGAGAACCGGGGUGCAGUGGCAGAUGCCACCGUGACCCCGCACACUCUCAACUUCCUCAAGAAGCUGGUGUCCACCUUCGGAGUGGGCAUUGAGAACGUCUCUUCGGUGACGACCACCUUCUCCAGUGCUGCGUCCGAGUCGCUGGCUCGCCGGGCGCAGGCCACUGCCCAGGAUCCCGUCUUCCAGAAGAUGAAGGGACAGUUCACCACGGACUUUGACUUUGGCGCGCCAGGAGCGAUGAAGCUGCACAACCUGAUCAACAAGCUGAAGAAGUGGAUCAAGAUCCUGGAAGCCAAGACCAAGCUGUUGCCCAAGUCACUGCUAAUCGAGGAGAAGUGCCGCUUCUUGAGCAACUUCUCUCAGCAGACGGCUGAUGUGGCUCUACCUGGCGAGUUCCUGAUGCCAAAGCACAGCCACUACUAUGUGCGCAUCGCACGGUUCAUGCCACGGGUGGAGAUUGUCCAGAAGUACAACACAGCUGCCAGGCGACUUUACCUUCGUGGGCAAAAUGGCAAGAUCUACCCAUACCUGGUGGUGAACGACGCGUGCCUGAGCGACGCGCGGCGUGAGGAGCGGGUGCUACAGUUGCUGCGCAUGCUGAACACCCUGCUGGACAAGCAGAAGGAGACGGCCCGCCGCUUCCUGCACCUGGCCGUGCCCCGUGUGGUGGCCGUCAGCCCCCAGAUGCGCCUCGUUGAGGACAACCCGGCGUCGGUCUCGCUGCUGCACAUCUACAAGCAGAGGUGCAGCCAGCGUGGUGUGGAGCACGAUGCCCCCGUGGGCCGCUAUUACGAACGGCUGGCAGCAGUGCAGGCGCGGGGAUCACAGGCCAGCCACCAGGUGCUGCGGGACAUUCUGCGGGAUGUCCAGGGCUCCAUGGUGCCCCGGACUCUGCUCCGGGACUGGGCUCUGGCCACCUUCCAGGCACCCACGCACUAUUGGACCUUCCGCAAGCAGUUCACGCUGCAGCUGGCACUGGCAGGCUUUGCAGAGUUCGUGAUGCACCUGACACGGCUGAACCCGGAUAUGAUGUACCUGCACCAAGACUCAGGGUUCAUGAACUUCUCAUACUUCAAGUUUGAUGUCGACGACAUCUCCGGUGACCUAGAUGCCAACAGGCCGGUGCCUUUCCGCCUGACACCCAACCUGUCCGAGUUCAUGACCAGCAUUGGCGUAGCAGGCUCCAUGACGGCUGGCAUGAUUGCCACGGCACGCUGCGUGGCCCAGCCCAACUUCAAGCUGCAAGCUCUGCUUCGUGCCAUCUUGCGGGAUGAGCUGAUCGCCUGGCACAAAAAGAAGCAAGAUGACAAUGUGACGCCUGGCUCAGCGCCACAGGACAUGGAUGGCGAGCAGAUCAUCGGCAUGGUGUCCAAGGCCGUCAGUGCAGUCAUGACCAGACUUCAGACUCUGGCCACUUUUGACGGUGCCGACAGCAAAGUGAGCACACUGGUGGCGGCUGCCAACAGUCACGACAACCUCUGCCGGAUGGACCCGGCCUGGCAUCCUUGGCUGUGAUAUCAGACACACUUGCCUCCUGCCCAUCGCGUUUUAUUCAUCAUCACUCGGAUCAGAACUCUUUUUGUCCUGUGUGUGUGUUGUGAUACCAAAUCAUGGGCUACCAUUGUUGUACAGCGACUUAUUUCAUCUUUCAUCACGAAGCUGGUUUCGUCUUGUUCAAGUGCCAUGUUGGAGUUCAAGUGGCUGCCCAGCAUCAUACAAGGCCAUGGUGAAAUGCCGACCAUUGUGUUUGAAGCUCAUCGAUUCGCACUAGGCAGGGCAAAUGACAGACACUGCGGUCUGCUGUCCAUCUAGGUGCUGUUGACUAUCAUCACUAGCAUUUUAUGUGAGGAUCACUAAUUAUUGGUGCCAAGUGUCAUGGACACGGCUGAUAGUGCCAGGAGUGACGAUAUGGACCAGAUAUGUGAGUAGUGCAAUGGGAAGACACUUGGUGUGCAGUUUUUUUUUUUUUUUUGUACAUUGCUUUUUAAGUUUUGUAAAGGACCUUUUUCACCAUCUACUACUCGUUUCAGACACAUGUUUCUGUUCAUACAGAUAAAGAGUUUACUUGUGUGGAGUGGUUUUUUGGUCUACAUGUGAUCAAGGGACUUAUAUUGAAAUUAAACUAUGUCUCCCUUGA